This is a messenger RNA of Macrosiphum euphorbiae (potato aphid), 240 nucleotides long. NCBI's taxonomy places the organism in Eukaryota, Metazoa, Arthropoda, Insecta, Hemiptera, Aphididae. The record is from the annotation of a GenBank genome assembly.
AUGCAUAACUUCAUCGCUCAAUCGCUGUCGCAUACUCGCAUCCCUAAAAUCAACGAGGCAAAAAAUAGAAAAAACAAUAUUAGAACGGGUACACUUGUAACACUAGCCAAAAAUAAUGUGACUGAAAAUCUGAUGACAAUUAACGGCGUGAAAACAUCAGUUGCAACCACGGGCGCAACCAAAACAAAAACCAUAAACCAUGGUUGCAACCAUAGUCCACAACCACCCGAUUCCACAUGA